AAGGUAAUUGAAACCAACCCUAAGCUCUUUUUAUCUCCGCCCUAAAGGUAGCCCCGAUUAUUGCUGACUUAAGCAUCGGAAUGUCUACCCCGAGUUCCACCUCGGGGCUUUGCAGGUCAUCUCGGAGUACAAGCGCGGAUUGAAAAAGGACUUCAGGUUUGGUGCAAUUACACUUUCUAUGUUCCAUUCCACUCAAUUUCCAUCUCUCAUCCAUACACAUAGAAAGUACACACACAACACAAGCAGGAGCUGAGAAGAAGAGAAAGCAGAAUCAGCGUUGAAUGUCUGCACCCUUCCAUGUUUAUGGCUUUAUGUUCCAUGUCAUGUUUCUAAGUUCUACUACUUCGACUCUCCGCCAAGUCCUCUCUCAAUCCCCCCUUUUUACCAGCAAAAAUCUAACAAAGCAUAAACCCCAAGUCAAAGAGGCAGUUACCAACGCCAUCACUGGCUCCAACAACUCAGUUGUUUUUACUGGUUUUGUUAUCGACAUGUUCUGCACGUCAAUGAUAGAUGUGGCUCAUGAAUUUGGCAUGCCUAGAUACAUGUUUUUCACCUCAGGUGUUGCUCUCCUCAAUCUCAUGUUCUACGUACACGAACAAAACAUUGACACCACCAAGCUCAAAGGUGUAGUUGCAAGGGAACUUGGGUACUUCGGGGUCCUGUUUGCUCACUUCAGUAGACCUGCAAAGCCCCGAGGUGGGUCCUCGGGGUAGACACUUCGAUGCCUAAGUCAGCAAUAAUCAGAGCUACCAAAUGUGAAUCAAGAGAUAAGUUUGAC
This is a messenger RNA of Rubroshorea leprosula, 778 nucleotides long. NCBI's taxonomy places the organism in Eukaryota, Viridiplantae, Streptophyta, Magnoliopsida, Malvales, Dipterocarpaceae. The record is from the annotation of a GenBank genome assembly.